UACGAUUUUUCGUCCGGGUGCAACCGGGGGAAAGGAGCAGGAAUAUCGGCACGGUAUCAACGGUGUGAAGUGCUGAGCAAGCAGCAAUCGGAGGUUCCAGUCCUGUAUGUCUAGAUUAUGCCUGAUCCCUGCGACCAGAUGUAUACAUAGCCAUGGCUGCGACGCGCAAGUUGCAAGGUGAAAUCGAUCGGUGUCUCAAGAAAGUCACUGAAGGUGUAGAAACGUUCGAGGAUAUCUGGCAGAAGGUACACAAUGCUACAAACAGUAAUCAAAAGGAAAAAUAUGAAGCCGAUCUCAAGAAGGAAAUCAAGAAGCUGCAGAGGUUACGUGAUCAGAUCAAAUCAUGGAUCGCAUCCGGCGAGAUCAAGGACAAGAGUGCGCUGCUGGAGAAUCGACGGCUCAUAGAGACUCAAAUGGAGCGCUUCAAGGUGGUCGAGCGGGAAACGAAAACGAAAGCAUACUCCAAGGAGGGUCUCGGCGCUGCCCAGAAGAUGGAUCCGGCGCAGCGCGAAAAGGAGGAGAUUAGCAGUUGGCUAACGACGUCGAUUAGCUCGCUGCAGAUACAGAUCGACCAGUUCGAGUGCGAGGUGGAAUCGCUGAUAGCCGGCAAGAAAAAAAAGCUCGACAAGGACAAACAGGAAAAGAUGGACGAGCUGAAGGGCAAGCUGGAGAGGCACAAGUUCCACGUGACAAAGCUGGAAACGUUACUCCGAAUGUUGGACAACGACGGGGUGGAGGUGGAACAGAUCAAAAAGAUCAAAGAAGACGUGGAGUACUACAUCGACUCUUCGCAGGAACCCGAUUUCGAGGAGAAUGAGUACAUCUACGACGAUAUCAUCGGUUUGGACGAGGUGGAAAUGUCCGUGCUCCCGUUGGCAGGCAUAGGUGCACCGGAUAGCAAUAACAGUAACGAAACCGCAGGAUCUCCCAGCAGCUUAAUCUCCGGAACCAGCCCGUCGCAGUCGCCAGUGAUGAACUGCAGUGCGUCCACGAUGCACAAUCACAGUAGCGAUGUGUCCGCCGUUGCCCUCGAUGGCAGUAGCGAUAAGCGACCAAAAGAUGUGAAGAUUACGCCGGUGAAACCAAUGGCGAUUCGGGCAAGUAAGGUGGACAUGAACGUGUUAGCAGUCACUAUCGGAAGUAUUGGUGUGAGUAUCAGCAGUAGCACCACCCUUACGUCCAGUAGCAAGCCGGGUCUAAUAAGUUCAACGCCUAGUAAAAAUCACACGAAUGCAGCAGCAGUGGUGGCGGGAGCGGUAGUACCGAAUAUAACCGGUAUCGUAGCACCCCAGAUGCCGCCAGGUGUUCUCGUUCAACCAAUUAUUGGUCCGGCAUUUGCAGCCGUGGCAAAGCAGCACCCUAGUAAGAUAGAAAACGGUUCCAUACAUCAGUCCAGCGUCACAUCUUCGUCGACAGCGUCGUCGGUUUCGAGUGGUCAGUCGUCGGUAACAGUGGCACCUAACGCAUCCGGUGCGGCCGUUAGUAACCUCAGUCAGAUAGUAAAUGCAUCUCAACCUACGCUUAGUCAGCAACUGCAGCAGGCGCAACAGCAACAGCAGACGAACCUCGCGUCCAGUCUGUUGACGAAUGCGGCGGCUGUAGUGGCAGCUCCAGCCCCUCCGCCCCAACAACAGCAACCGCAGCAACAGCAACUGCCCCAGCAGGUUCCGGGUCAAAAUUCCAUACCACUACCACAUGGUGGCGCGCUCUCGUCAGCGUCCUCCGGCAUCGAGAAUAAUCACAUAAUGACGACCUCAUCUGCGUCAACGAUUAGCAGUAGUGGAGCGAAUAUCAUCAACAAUUGUGUAUCUCCUAGUAACUCGGCUGUCAGCAGCAGGGCAUCUCCCAGCCUAAUGUCUCCGCCCCAGCAGCAACUGUUGAACGGUCCAACAACACUCGGUAAGAAUGCCACCAAUCAUGCUGUAUCAAUGCAUAUAGCAAGCACUCACCCGAUGUCUACAUUGAAAAACAUAGCCCAGGAAGUGAUAAACCGGACCAGCGGAAGUCUAGACGCUAGCCAAUCGCCGGCCGCUAGUGGUGCUCUGGUGCAGCAGCAGCCCUCGCAAGGCGGUGGUCAACCUCAGCAGCCUCAACCUCCGACGGUACCGCAACAACCACAACCCCAACCAGAUACGAGACAACCUGGUGGUCAGUCAGGCCAGCCAAGUCUGCAGCAGCCUGGAGCUCAGCCGCAGCUGCCGCCUCAGCAAACGCAACCACAACAGCAACCACAACAACAACAACAACAGCAGCAGCAGCAACAACAGCAACAACAGCAGCAGCAGCAACAACAGCAGCAGCAGCAACAGCAGCAGCAGCAGCAACAACAACAACAGCAGCAGCAGCAGCAGCCGGCAUUCACCCUGGUCGAUCCGGCGAACAGUGCAAACUCUCUGAUACCUACGUCGUCAUCUACUGCCAUCAGCAACGGGCCGAAUACUAUCAUAAACACUAGCUCUAGUAUAGUUGCAAAUACGGCGAAUCCUAACGUGACAAGCGCCAGUAUGAAAGUGAGCGGAACGAACGAAGCACACAUACCGCCGCUAUUAGGCGUGGCACCGCUUGGGCCAUCGCCGCUGCAGAAAGAACAUCAAAUACAAUUCCAAAUGAUGGAAGCCGCUUACUACCACUUGCCAACGCCAAGUGAUUCCGAAAGGCUAAGAACGUAUUUGCAACGGCAGCCUGUGCAGACACCCCCGCAUUAUCCACAGCAACAACUUCCACAUUCUGACACGGUAGAGUUUUUCCAACGCCUCUCGCCCGAAACGCUGUUCUUUGUGUUUUACUACAUGGAGGGCACCAAGGCGCAAUACCUGGCAGCGAAGGCUCUCAAAAAGCAAAGCUGGCGAUUCCAUACCAAGUACAUGAUGUGGUUCCAACGCCAUGAAGAGCCGAAGAUCAUCAACGAAGAGUUCGAGCAGGGAACCUACAUCUACUUCGACUACGAAAAGUGGGGUCAGCGAAAGAAGGAAGGAUUCACUUUUGAAUACAAGUACUUAGAAGACAGGGACCUGAAUUGAUCUACGAUGAUUGUGGAACUUCUUUUUAAAAAAAUAUUAUUUAAAAAAAAAAUGGAAAACUGAUCAAUAAAAAUCGGAAAAUAUACUGAAA
This is a messenger RNA of Ochlerotatus camptorhynchus, 3111 nucleotides long. It is a transcript of the gene Not3, whose product is annotated as CCR4-associated factor Not3. The coding region runs from base 153 to 3020 and encodes 955 amino acids. The transcript is spliced from 11 exons. Gene Ontology annotation, biological process: nuclear-transcribed mRNA poly(A) tail shortening; regulation of DNA-templated transcription. Lineage: Eukaryota; Metazoa; Arthropoda; Insecta; Diptera; Culicidae. The record is from RefSeq and is a predicted model, not a curated record. Gene Ontology annotation, cellular component: P-body; nucleus; CCR4-NOT core complex.